AUGACAGGCCAAGAUACAGACGAAGCAUAUUUAUUGGCAGAAAAAUUCAAGAAACAGGGAUAUUUUGACAAGCUAAAACAAGAUAUUUUAACAGAAUCAAUUGAUGGGAAUGGCGAUGAAACAUUAGAGAAGAAAAUAAAAGAAACGGUCACAGAUAUAGUCAAGAACAUGGUUAAUGAAGAAGAGGAGCUCAUUUUCAAAAAUAGAGGUACUACGAGUGCUCUUAUCGAGUCAAAAAUUCUCAUGGAUAAUUAUAAAAUGCUCAGUGAAAACAAAGAACCAUUAAAUGUGGAGAAAACUAUUAAAGAGGCACUCCAAAACGCUAACUUGAGUGACGAUAUCAAAGCCACGUUAGAAAAAUUGUUAGAUGAUACUACUAAGAUGCAUCAAUAUGAUAGUCAAUGA
Messenger RNA from Kazachstania africana CBS 2517, 405 nucleotides. RefSeq names its product Shg1p (gene SHG1). The coding region runs from base 1 to 405 and encodes 134 amino acids. The record is from RefSeq and is a predicted model, not a curated record. The transcript has a single exon. Lineage: Eukaryota; Fungi; Ascomycota; Saccharomycetes; Saccharomycetales; Saccharomycetaceae.